ACAGCUGACCCGCCAACACCAGUGCCAUUUUCCCACAGCUGAGUCUCGCCGCUUCUUCUGCUGCUGCAUUUCCUGCCAGAACUCCCUUAGCACGUCAAAAUGAACGCCAAUCCUGUGUAUUCCCCGUUCUUCGGCGCCAUGGGAGCUUCGGCGGCCAUGAUAUUCAGCGCCCUGGGUGCUGCUUAUGGCACAGCCAAGUCUGGUGUGGGCAUCGCAGCCAUGUCUGUGAUGCGGCCUGAGCUCAUCAUGAAGUGCAUCAUCCCUGUUGUCAUGGCUGGUAUCAUUGCCAUCUACGGCCUGGUAGUAGCUGUGCUCAUCGCUGGCAAGCUGGACUCUGCAGCCAAUGGCUACAGCCUCUACUAUGGCUUUGUACACCUGGGAGCUGGCCUCAGUGUGGGCCUGUCUGGACUGGCUGCUGGCUUUGCGAUCGGCAUUGUUGGUGAUGCGGGAGUGAGAGGAACAGCCCAGCAGCCUCGUCUCUUUGUUGGCAUGAUCUUGAUUCUUAUCUUCGCUGAGGUGCUGGGUCUGUAUGGUCUUAUCGUGGCCAUCUACCUUUACACCAAGACCUCUUCGUAAGGGCCCAGUCACCCCGCCACUCACCCACUUCCCAGGCAGCAAGUUGUGGGCACCUGGCUUUCUCCUCCUCAUUUUGGACCACCCAUGCCACGCCACUUACCUGCUCAUGGUGUGACAAGUUGUGUGUAAUUGUGCGUGUGUUUGUGAAUGUCGUUUGUAAGUGUGAGGUUUUGGUGGCGAUGGUAAGAUGGUGCUAAUCUGCUCAGCCCUUUCUUUCUUGCACCACUUCUUUUCUCUUCCUUAAAUUUCCUUGACACAGCAACACCACAGACAGUUGUAUCUAAUUAAGAGUUACAGCCAGCAUUACUCACCUGGACAGCCAAUGCAGUCUUGUCUAUGAAAUCAAUUAGUGCUGCAUUGUAUCUUAAAGGGUCCUCCUGUCUGGGGGCUGCAGCAGGUCAUGUACCAUCCAGUACUGGGGGACAGACUCACCUGGCAUUGGGGUGUUGCUGCCACCACGUACUCAGAGGCACCACCACCCCACGGAAUUGUGGGAUUUUAGAACAUCCAUCAGCUUCUCUUACCUUUUGUGCAGCCUUACAAGUCCAGUUUUAGUGUUUGGGCCUUACAGCUUCCUUCUGGUGUUUGGUGGGUUACUUAAAGGGCAACAGUAAGAGGGCUGUCUAGAGCAACAUGCCAAGACCAUAUCAUUUGGGUAUGAAUAUGUAUGUUUCAUGUGUUAUUUACUUAGCUGCUUCUUAAUCAACUUUAAAAGGUGUUUGCUCUAUUCUUACUGUAUUGGAAUCAUUUACUGCUCGCCCCAUCAACAUUAAAUGCAAGCAACUACCAUGACAAACCAAAAAACAUUAAAAAAAAGUCUUAUUUACACUUGAAACACACACACACACACUCACUAGACAUACAUCUAUACACAGUAGCUUCACAUAUUAACAACAAAUGUUAUGCAUAAUAUUACUGGUAACAUGUUGAUACCAGUUAUAACAGCACCACACUUUGGUCUGGUAUGGUUGGACCCAGUUUAAUUCAUUUUGUUAUUGUCACCAUCAUUGUCUCCACUACUACAAUAUACUAUUAUCAUUACUUAUUACUAUUACUGCUACUACUACAACUUCUACUACUAUUAUAACUUUUCUCUCUCAGUCUGCUAGGAACAACUUCUAGUGACUAGAAUCACUCUCAUUAUUAUUAUUAUUACUCAUUUUGUUUGAGGCCAUGUUUGUUGUGAGGUUGUUAGAAAAGUAUAAGAAAUAUUUAUUGUAGCCUUAGGUGCGUGGUAAUGGAGGACUGAUGGAACGGGCUGAGUCGUGGUCCUUAUUGAGCAGUAUUUCAGUGUUCUUGGGGCAAGUUGUCCCUGCUGAUAACAUCAUUUUAAUUUAUAUCAGUGGAAGGUUGUUGAAUUGUACAUUAUGAAAGAAAAGACAUUGAAGUACUUUAUUUGUAAGUUGUGUAUUAUUUUCAAAGCAUUUUUGUUUGUGUAAAGAAAUAAUAUAUACGAACAUAAUCCUAAACCAUUUUUAAAGUAUUUUUGUUUGUGUAAAGAAAUCAUAUAUAUGUGAACAUAAUCCUGAACAAAGUAUAUUGCUGCUAGUACUGUAGUGACUUUCAUGUGGAUACUAUUAUUAAAGCACAACUUAGUGGAGUAGAAGUUAGGAGGCAGGUUGUUACAUUCCAGUACAGUACUAGUGUAGCACUAAUAUAUGUCAGUCCUUCAUGAUGUCAGGCAUCAUCUUACUCUUAACAAAAAUUAUAUGCAAUGCAAUUGGAUUCAUAGAUCUGUCAAGUAACUUGUAAAUAAUUGUUCCUGACACCUAUGGACCAGAUAUCUGACCCAAGAUAAGCUAAAUUUAUUACUAGACUUUGGUCUCUUAAGAAAGGUACUUUUUUUUUUCUCCCAAGCAGGUUCAUUUUAAAGUUCAGACAAAUGGAGUGUGCAUGAUUCAUUGAUAAUUGGACUGAUUCCAGUUCCCUCCUUUCUUAAACCCCAUUAGUUGAAAAUUUUCCCCAACUCACAUGUCCCCAUAAACUGUUCUUAUACCUGUAUGUAAUACCGUGAAGUGAGUUUCACAAGGCUCAGCAGACAGCCAGUCAGUUACUCAAAGCCAGCCAUGGACAUCCUGGCUUAGGGCUUUGCCACAUCCAGGAUGCCUCAGGAGCAGGUCAGUCUGUCUCAGAGUGAACUGUUUUAUGGCCAGUCAUAUGCAACCUUGUGGCACUCAUACUACUACAGGUGUGAGAGAUGACAGGACUUGCUGGUUUUCAAUGAGUGAGUGUCACUAGAGACCUUUAGAAUCAAACCAGUAAUAAUAUUUUAAUGAAUAUAAUAUUACUUUUAAGUGGAGUAAUUUUAAAGAGCACAGUUCACUGUUGGCCAUAUGAACACUCCUCAGAGACACCCCUGCCUCACUCCCUCCUGAUCCCCAUGUUGCCUCCUCUUGUGUGUCGCCUUCUAUAUAAUACCACAAUACUCAGUGUCAGAUGCUAUUAUAUAAAUAUAUGUGAGAAGAGGAGGAGGAUGAUAUGACAAAAAGUUCAAGUCUGUAGUCCCUCCCCUCCCCUCCCUUUCCAAUCCCUACCUGAGUAACCUUACAGCUGAUUAAAAAAAUCAAUGUCUGAAUGUAAUGUGUGUGUUGUAUUCAGUGCAGCAGAAGUACUUUGUCUGUACAGUAAUUCUAGGACUAGAUUGAUGUAAAAAUCAUUCAUUAAAGUAAAUGUUCCA
This is a messenger RNA of Portunus trituberculatus (swimming crab), 3253 nucleotides long. Its product is annotated as V-type proton ATPase 16 kDa proteolipid subunit. The transcript is spliced from 4 exons. Gene Ontology annotation, molecular function: proton-transporting ATPase activity, rotational mechanism. Gene Ontology annotation, cellular component: proton-transporting V-type ATPase, V0 domain. NCBI's taxonomy places the organism in Eukaryota, Metazoa, Arthropoda, Malacostraca, Decapoda, Portunidae. Gene Ontology annotation, biological process: proton transmembrane transport. The record is from RefSeq and is a predicted model, not a curated record. The coding region runs from base 100 to 576 and encodes 158 amino acids.